AUGAAUAAUAACAAUCUUGCCAAGAAGUUGGAGGAUAGUGCACCGCAGUUCACUGGUGGAUCACCAUGGCUCCAUGUCAAGGCUGCCUCCCAAGAAGAAGACCCCUGCAGAGUUGGAAAAGAGGCGCUAGCAGAAGUGUUCAGCCAGAUGAAGUUCAGGGUGGUGAUGUGCAAGGACAAGACUGCAGUGGAGAUUCCCAUUGUGCUGAAGGUCUUCUCUGAGCUGAAGCAGUUAUCUGACCUGCAACCGUACGAUGUGAAGGAGGGGGUCAGCGAUCUUACUGAUCUAAAGGAUCUUCCUAAGCAUGGCGAUGGCUUCGUCUGCUGCAUUCUGAGUCACGGAAAAAAGGAGGGCGUCUGUGCCACAGAUGGAACAGUCGUCCCCACCAUUGAUAUCCUCUCACCUUUCAACGGCGAGAAAUGCACGAUCCUCGUUGGAAAGCCCAAAGUAUUCUUCAUCCAGGCGUGUCGGGGUGGGGGGGGGUCCGGUUCCAGACAGAAGGGAGUGCCGGUGCCGAAGAGGAACCCUGUAGAGGACAAGGAACUGCGGGCAGACUAUGACCAAGUCCAAAACUACACCCUUCCAAUAUGGUCUGAUUUCCUGGUUGUCAUGGCCAACGUAGAGCAGUAUGUCUCCAUCAGGAACAAAACCAAGGGGUCCUGGUUCAUCCAGUCUCUAUGUGGCCAACUGAAAGAUGGCUGCCUCAGAGGGAAAGACAUCCAUGCGAUCAUCACUGGCAAUGCUGAAGUGAGCAAGAUGGACGGUGAACUUCCUGUUAAGGAUAAACAUGGUAAUGUAAUUUGCUAUGAGAAGGUUAAGCAAUCACCAGAUUCCAGAAACACCCUGACGAAGACACUCAUCUUUCCUGCACCCUGAUGACCUCUUGAUGUUACCAUGAAAACCAUCUGUCAACUGUUAUUAUGCUAAUUUAAUUUGAAAUGAAAGUUUUGAUUUAAAAAACAGCUCCAUGCAGGCUGUGAAUAGGCCUUAAUCAUAUUCACUGCAUUCCUGU
Messenger RNA from Salmo salar (Atlantic salmon), 1012 nucleotides. The record is from RefSeq and is a predicted model, not a curated record. Lineage: Eukaryota; Metazoa; Chordata; Actinopteri; Salmoniformes; Salmonidae.